Messenger RNA from Cydia fagiglandana, 1059 nucleotides. RefSeq lists its product as uncharacterized. Gene Ontology annotation, molecular function: nucleic acid binding. The transcript has a single exon. The record is from RefSeq and is a predicted model, not a curated record. Bases 1 to 1059 code for a protein of 352 amino acids. NCBI's taxonomy places the organism in Eukaryota, Metazoa, Arthropoda, Insecta, Lepidoptera, Tortricidae. Gene Ontology annotation, biological process: DNA integration.
AUGCACCCAGGCGUCCAGACGCUUCAUAAUUUGCUGGCGCAGCAUUUCUGGAUACUGUCCCCAAAGCGAGCUAUCCACGCUGUCACGUCAAAAUGCAUGAAAUGCUUCCGUGUUCAACCACUCGGUGCUCCUGCGCCGUUCAUGGGCGACUUGCCGUCUUAUCGGGUAGCCCAGCUCAAAGCUUUCCUGAGUGCUGCUGUCGAUUUCGGGGGACCUUUUGACAUAGCUCUGGGUCGCGGGCGAGGUAACAAGACCUACAAGGGUUACAUUUGCGUUUUCGUGUGCACCUCGACAAAGGCUGUACACACGGAGCUCGUCACUGAGCUGUCCUCAGACGCGUUUCUUGCCGCGCUUCGCCGCUUCGUCGCGCGUCGUGGUCGGUGUAACCGGUUGGUAUCCGACCAGGGGAAGAAUUUUGUCGGCGCGAACAAUAUUCUGCAACGUAUUGUAGGAGAUGCUGCGACGCAUAGCGAGAUUAAAUUCGAGUUCAAUCCGCCAGGCAGCCCUCACUUCUCGGGUCUCGCUGAGGCCGGUAUCAAGGCUGUUAAAACACAUUUGGCUCGAGUCAUCGGUAGUCAGAGGUUGACGUACGAAGAGUUUCUAACCAUCUUGACCCAGGUCGAGGCUCUUCUUAAUUCGAGACCCCUUACUCCUCUCAGUACCGAUCCUAACGACUUAUCGGCCCUUACUCCGGGCCAUUUUCUCACAACGGAGCCCUUAUCUGUCGUGCCCGAGGAAGACCUAUCAGACGUUCGGGUUAGCCCUCUCCAACGCUGGAAGCUGCUUCAGAAGAUGCACCAGGACUUCUGGAACAAAUGGUCCAAGGAGUAUAUGCAUACCCUCCACCAGCGGAUGAAGUGGCACGAUAGGCAACCCAACGUCCAAAUUGGUGCACUAGUGCUCGUUGUGAAUGAGCAGACGAGCCCAAUGAAGUGGCCCCUGGGUCGCAUCAUCGACACACACCCCGGAUCCGACGGGAUCUGUCGUGUGGUCACUGUGCGCACGGCCAUAGGGUUGUACAAACGGCCUGUGGUCAAACUGUGCCCACUGCCUGCAUAG